This is a messenger RNA of Cryptococcus wingfieldii CBS 7118, 2121 nucleotides long. RefSeq lists its product as hypothetical. Gene Ontology annotation, biological process: positive regulation of ribosomal protein gene transcription by RNA polymerase II. Lineage: Eukaryota; Fungi; Basidiomycota; Tremellomycetes; Tremellales; Cryptococcaceae. The record is from RefSeq and is a predicted model, not a curated record. Bases 1 to 2121 code for a protein of 706 amino acids. The transcript has 4 exons. Gene Ontology annotation, molecular function: RNA polymerase II cis-regulatory region sequence-specific DNA binding; DNA-binding transcription factor activity, RNA polymerase II-specific.
AUGUCAGCUCUCAUCAGUCUCUGGAGGCAUCAGGUCGACCACGAGGGUAGCCCCUACACCACCCCUCGUUCGAGCCUCUACUCCAAGCUUCUCAAGGCAUACAGUCAGCUCCAUGUCAGGAAGAGGCAGGCCAACCACGAGGAUAAAGGGAAGGGCUCUGACGGCGACGGCAUCCAGAGCCGAAAACAAUUGGCGGAUAUCCGCCAAGCGUUCUUCUGCAAGGGUACCUUCGUCGGUCUUCGGGACCUGGCCGCGUUUGACUGGGGACAUGGAGGUCUACUGCGAGGUGACAACCAGAGGCAGCUGCAGAUCUCGGACAUGGGUGUGCAGUACUUUGAGGAUAGCGCCAUAAGUGACCCAACCCCCGCGGUCGCUUUCUCGUGCCGAAUAACGUCAUCCAAGACAAACAAAAACGGAACGAUGCAGCAGGUCGGGAUGUUUCGUGCCCGAGAUUGGAAGGUUUGCCCUGUUGGCGGUCAGACUAUGUACUGGUUCAGCCGGCUACAUUGCUCUACCACCGAAUGGCCUCAUAGCAACACUCCGUUCCCCAAUCUCUCGCAGAGGAGCCAUUGGUACCAGGGUCUGCCGUACUUUACCAAUACUGGCAGCAAUACCCAGGGCAUCUCCUACGGCACUCAGCUGUCAUCGGCAAAAGAUGUCUACUCGACCGCAGGCGUCCAAAGUCGUUUAUACACUCACGACGGUCGCCGGUUUGGAGCUCGUGUGGCCGUCAAGAGUGGCGCUCCGGAUGGACAGGUCCAACGUCUGGGCCUAUGGGCUUCAGACGUCAAGGACACCCAUUAUCUGGACGUUCUGCCUGAACACACCAUGCGCGCCCUUGCCGGUCACCCCCCAUACCAGGGUACGUUCUUCUUGGCCCGAGCUGUCCAAGUGCCCCGGGACUUAAUGGAGAUGGUCUUUCCAAUGGUGGAGGAAUGGCUGGACCAUUUCUCCUCCCCUGGCCACAUUAACUCCGACAUUGAAGCUGUCCAGUGGCUGAAGUACCUGAAGGAGCUCCGGCUAGUCUUUAUCCAGGACAUCCCUCACUGGAGGCAGCUCUAUCCAGAGCACAGCAUCUUCCGUCACCCCAUCUUCACCGACCCCGACUCCCCCUAUCACGCCUAUGAGAAGGACGCCCUCGCGUCCACGCUCAGUCGUGACCGCAACCCUCCCCUGCGUGAUGCUAGCGAUGCUGCCAGGUCCCAGCACACCAUGGAACAGGUAAAUCGCAACACACACAGGCUCGACGAUGUCUUCCAGGUUAUGCAAGAUGUUCUAGAAAAGGUGCGGGAGGUGAAAGAGGAUGUUGAUGAGACGCAUGAGGCGUCACUGGAGACCCGUAUGUCUGUCCUGAAGGUACAGGAAACUCUAGGGAGAAAAAUCAAAGGAUUGGCGAAGGGGCAGGACCAGAUCCGGGAGGGGCAGGUCCAAAUGAGAGACAUGAUAUGCCAAAGCAUAAUCCCGAGUCUCUCCGGACCCCAGGAUGAUGCCGUGGCCCAGCUCCUCGGGACUUUUGCAUCUGCUUCUUCCUUUGUCUCCCAGCUGCCGGUUGACGGAGCUGUAUCUGGUCAAGCAUCCUCAGGGUCUGGGCUAGGGUCGUCCUCUGGUGCCGCUGCUGCUGCUGAGGGCAGCCCGCCUCCAGCAGCGCCCACGUCUGUUCCCACAUCUGUCUCCGCGUCUGUCCCCACCACGUCUGGACCUUUUGCCCCGGUCGUAAAAGGAUUUAUAUCCAGAAAGGUCAACAAUAUCGUGGACGCUAUGACAGAGUGGGAGACAGGUCUUGCCGGUCAACCCUCAAUCAAGGAGCGAUUCCCUUACACCUUCCAUUGGGGUAAGGACCUGGAUUCCCUUGCAGAAAGGAAAUAUUGGGAGAAGCGACGAGCGGUCGCAAAUAUGGUGAAUCACAUUCUCAACCACCCAGACGUCGGUCCACGUCUUGUCCAACAACCACCCACAAUAGCUGAGGCCGCUACUGUCCUGGACAGAUGGAGACUGGCGAAUGGUCAUAAGUCCUGGGGCAAAUUCAUGAAGGUCGCUGGGGGGUUCGUCCAAAAUGACAUGGAAAAAAUAAUAGGUGAGCCCCUCCAUCCCCUCCUUCCCUUCCUCAGUCACUUUAUGUAG